AUGGUUGAGGAAAACUGCACCGCGGUGACAGAGUUCAUUCUCCUGGGAUUAUCAGACAUUCCUGAGUUGAGGGUCUUUCUCUUCCUGGUGUUUCUUCUCAUCUAUGGAGUCACGGUUUUGGCCAACCUGGGCAUGACUGCACUGAUCCAAGCCAGCUCUCAGCUUCACACUCCCAUGUACUUUUUCCUCAGCCAUUUAUCCUUCGUGGAUUUCUGUUACUCCUCAACCAUUGUGCCAAAGAUGCUGACAAAUAUCUUCAACAAGGACAAAACCAUCUCCUUCUUGGGAUGCAUGGUGCAAUUCUAUUUGUUUUGCACAUGUGUGGUCACUGAGGUCUUCCUGCUGGCGGUGAUGGCCUAUGACCGCUUUGUGGCCAUCUGUAACCCCCUGCUGUACAUGGUCAUCAUGUGUCAGAAGCUCUGUGUGGAGCUGGUUUCUGGCUGCUACCUCUGUGCUUCACUGUGUUCUCUGAUCCACUUGUGCUUAGUUUUUAAGAUCCCAUCUUAUAGGUCAAAUGUGAUUAAUCACUUCUUCUGCGAUCUACCCCCUCUCUUAAGUCUUGCUUGUGAGGAUGUCACUAUGAAUGAGCUGCUUUUGUUCACUGUGGCCACAUUCAAUGAGUCGAUUACUAUUGUGGUCAUCCUCACCUCCUAUUUGUUCAUUCUCAUCACCAUCCUGAGGAUGCGCUCUGCAGAAGGAAGACGCAAAGCCUUUUCCACCUGUGCCUCUCACCUCACAGCUAUUGUUGUUUUCCAUGGUACAAUCCUCUCCAUUUAUUGCUGGCCCAGUUCAGGCAACAGUGAGGAUAUUGGCAAAGUGUCCUCUGUGUUCUACACAGUAGUGAUUCCCAUGCUGAACCCCUUGAUCUAUAGCCUGAGGAACAAGGAUGUGAAGGAAGCUUUCAGGAAACUGGUGGGCUCCAGGCUAUGUCUCUAG
This is a messenger RNA of Lepus europaeus (European hare), 936 nucleotides long. RefSeq names its product olfactory receptor 5L1-like. The transcript has a single exon. The record is from RefSeq and is a predicted model, not a curated record. Gene Ontology annotation, cellular component: membrane. NCBI's taxonomy places the organism in Eukaryota, Metazoa, Chordata, Mammalia, Lagomorpha, Leporidae. Bases 1 to 936 code for a protein of 311 amino acids. Gene Ontology annotation, biological process: sensory perception of smell; G protein-coupled receptor signaling pathway. Gene Ontology annotation, molecular function: olfactory receptor activity; odorant binding; G protein-coupled receptor activity.